CAGAAAAAAGUGGGAAAAUUGAGGAAAAAAGAAGAGAGCUUGUUGCCAGGGCCAGGGGGUGGUAGCUGUGGUGUUUAACAGAAAACCUUUUCGAGAGAGAAAGAGUUUCUUUUCCUUCCUCAACCCUCUUUCAGAGAGAUGGUCGAAGAGAUAAUUUUUUUCUGAGAUCAUCCUGAAAAGGGCAGUCAAGAAAAAAAUAAUCUUGGGAUUUUAAUUCAUCAAUCCAAGUAUUUCCUCAUUUUUUCCUCUUUUGCUGACUUUUGGAGCCCUUAGAUAAUCUUUCUUUUUAUCAUAAACCACCUGCAUUUUCUGGUGCAAUUCUUCUAGUUUUGAAGAUUUUUGAAUUCUAUUCAGCUUCUGAAACAAAAGCAGCAACAAAGAUUUCAUUGACUGCCCUUUUGUCCCUACUUUCUGCUAAAGUUGAUUCUUGGAAGUUUAUCGACCCCGGUUUGUGCAGUUUUUGGUGAAAACGGAAGUGUCAUAACCUAAAUUUAGAAACACAGAAGAUGAGAGACCCUGAUAUGGUCAUUUGUGUGAAGCAGGCUGAUAUUUUUAUUUUUUCAUUUCAAGCUAUAUAGUUUGUAGUAUAUAGUUGUGUACAUAAGCAAAUAGCUGAUUUUCUUUUCCUUGUACUUGUAUAAUUGUCCGAGUGAUCUUCAUCGCUCGGAGAGUCAUUGCGUAUAAGAAAACUGGCGAUUUUGUGUGGCAUUUUGUAUAGAGUCCUGACUGGUGGCAGAUAUUAUUACUGCCUCAACCACUGCUACACAUGGUUCUGCUUGCAAUGGGUGGUAGAUGGAAUGCUUGUGGAUUUAAGUUAUCAUAUCUGACACUUCUGAUUAUUCUUUAUGAUGUUCACGGAAGUAGCUCGCUCAAUUCUGAAGGACUGGCGUUGUUGGGAUUCCGAUCAAAAGUAGAUUCUGAUCCAUAUGGAGUUCUUGCAAACUGGAAUCCUGAUCACUGUGACCCAUGCUUGUGGUCUGGUGUACAGUGUCUGGCAGGCAAAGUGCAAAUUCUGGAUCUCCAUGGACAUUCUUUGGAAGGCACAUUGGCACCAGAGCUUGGAAAUCUCACUCACUUAAGAUCAAUUGUCCUGUCAGAAAACCAUUUUUUUGGUGUUAUUCCAAAAGAAUUUGGACGACUUAGAAGGCUGGAAGUGCUUGAUUUGAGGGAUAAUAAUUUGGGUGGGAGAAUUCCAGCAGAAAUAGGAGACCUGCAAUCGCUAAGAAGCUUGUUGAUUCACAACAAUAACUUUGAAGGAAGCAUGCCUUUGGAAAUUGGGAAACUUCAUUUGCUCUCUGUGUUGCAAUUUGAUGAAACAGUCAUCUCUGCUGCCGCUGGAACAGGCUGUAUAAACAGAAAAUUUGGGCACUGCAUCUGGCAUGGCAGUCUGAGGCCAUUAAAGACUGUAAACUCCUUUGUCAGACCAAUUAAGGGGACACUUAUACGUUACCUCGGUUAUCUAACACUGUUCUCCAGAGAACUUGGAAGGGGCUCAUUGGAUGAUCAGACAGAGUACUCUGGCGACCUGCCAAGUUCAUCUAGGCCUCAUAUCAUCCAUACUGUAAAGAACCAAGCGAAUGUUGCACGCCGUAAGUUAGUUGAACAAUCCAGCAACCUUGCUGCUCUUCCUGCCAAUGGUGGGAAACCUAUGGGUCCUGUUGCGCCAGUGCCAAGCAGCAGAAGUAGUGGGUCAUUUCGUGCUGUGCCAAGUACCCAAGGAACACCUCCAUUACCCUUACCCUCCUCACGUCAGCAGCCUGAGUCUCAAUACAAACCAAUUCCAAAGGGACAGUCAAAUAGUGCUGUUAAACAGCCAGCUAAUAGACAAGUUCUGCCUGGCAGAAAAUCUGGAAAUACAUGGAAGUAUAUAGUUGGGGUUUCUAUUGGAGUUUUUCUGCUCGUUGCUGCUGCAUUCGUGUUCUUAGUUUGGAGAAGCAGAGCUGCAAGAACAAUAGGCCCUUGGAAGACUGGCUUGAGUGGACAGCUGCAAAAAGCAUUUGUUACAGGGGUCCCAAAGCUGAACAGGUUUGAGCUUGAAACAGCAUGUGAGGAUUUUAGCAAUAUUAUUAGCAGUCAUGAUGCAUAUAUAAUCUACAAGGGAACUCUAUCGAGUGGAGUAGAGAUUGCUGUUGCCUCGACUACUCUAACUUCUCUGAAAGAUUGGUCUGAAAGUUCAGAAAUGGCCUUCAGGAAGAAGAUUGAUACACUUUCAAGAGUGAACCACAAAAAUUUUGUUAAUCUUAUUGGGUACUGUGAGGAGGAUGAACCUUUCACUAGGAUGAUGGUCUUUGAGUAUGCUCCAAAUGGAACUCUUUCUGAGCAUCUGCAUGUUAAAGAAGCCGAUCCUCUUGACUGGCCUGCAAGGAUGAGAGCUAUAAUGGGAACAGCAUAUGGUCUUCAGUACAUGCAUGAUUUGAAUCCUCCAGUGCCCCAUUCCAACUUGAACUCAAAUGCCAUAUUUUUGACUGACGAUUAUGCUGCUAAGAUCACUGAGAUUGGUUUCUGGUCAGAACUAAUAGCCAAGUCAAAGUUCUCAAGUGAUGAUUUAGAAAAUUCUGAGCUGCCACCACUUGCUGAUCGUGAAACAAAUAUUUAUAGUUUUGGGAUUCUGUUACUAGAAGUAAUUUCUGGAAAGUCACCUUAUUCAGAAGAAAAAGAAUCUCUUCUGAACUGGGCGGCGCAAUACCUUAAAGAUAAGAUGAAUGUGAGCUCCUUGGUUGAUCCAACACUGAAGUCCUUCAAGAAUAAUGAGCUUAUGGUUAUCUGUGAGGUAAUAGAAGAAUGCCUUCAAAAAAAUACAAUGAGGAGACCAACUAUAAGCGAAGCAAUUGCAAAAUUAAGGGAAACAAUUGAUAUAUCGCCUGAUGCUGCAGUUCCAAGGCUUUCUCCCCUCUGGUGGGCUGAACUCGAGCUCUUAUCUUCUGAGGCAGCUUAGUCUCACUUGUUUGUUUACUUUGUAAGUUGAGAGUUGCUCUACUACUACAUAUGAAUACACAAAAUAUAACUGGUUUUUCGUAAGACUCAAACCCUAAUAUGCCUCAUAUUUUUCUGUUUCCCCCCAUUCCUCUGUAUUCUGAAGAAUUUUAUUGGUUCAUUCUUUCAUUAUUUUUCGUGCAGUUGUGCGUUCCCUUGGUUGGA
Molecule: messenger RNA, 3138 nt
Organism: Nicotiana tabacum (common tobacco)
Lineage: Eukaryota; Viridiplantae; Streptophyta; Magnoliopsida; Solanales; Solanaceae
Product: protein MALE DISCOVERER 2-like
Biological process (GO): protein phosphorylation
Molecular function (GO): ATP binding; protein kinase activity
Source: RefSeq, a predicted model, not a curated record